AUGUCAGCAUCUUCGAUUUCAUUUUAUAUGUAUCUAUCUCAACAAAUUACAAUCUAUUCAUGUAUUCCAACUUUUAUACUUGGUGUUCUCGGUGGAUUCUUAAGCCUCAUCGUAUUUUUAAGUCUUCGAACAUUUCGAGAAAGUUCCUGUGCCUUCUAUUUGAUAGUUAUGUCAUUGGCUAAUCUCAUUCAUUUACUCGUGUGGUUAUCCGGUUAUAUUAUAAUAAAUGGAUUUGGAUAUGAUUGGAGUGUUAAUUCCCCAUUCUUGUGCAAAGGUCGAUUUUAUUUGUUUCAAUUAUGCUUAUUAGUGUCAUAUACAUCGAUCUGUUUUGCCAUGAUUGAUCAGUUUCUGAGCACUUCUUCGAAUCCUACAUUACAUCGAUUGUGUAAUAUCAAAUUAGCUCGAUAUGCAGCCAUAACAUCUGUAAUACUUUCACUUCUUCAUGGAAUUCCGUUUGCACUCUAUUCGAAUGUAAUCUCCCUAUCACUUGAUUCGAGUCAAUUAAUCUGUGUGCUUACGAGCAGGAUUGUCGGCAUUUACUUCAAUUUUGGUUUUAUAAUAGUACUUAUAGGUGUUUUACCGUUAUCAAUUAUGAUUGUCUUUGGUUUAUUGACAUAUUAUAAUAUAAAAAACUUAGCUUAUCGAACAGUUCCACUAGUCCGACGUGAGCUGGAUAAACAAUUAACACGGAUGGUUCUUGUUCAAGUUAUUUUCAAUUCGAUUGUUCUAUUACCAUAUGUAAUAGUAUUUCUUACCAUGAUUUAUUUGCCAAGUAAUAAUUUCAAUUUCUUUCUUUUGAUUUUAUGUAUUAAUCUACAUACUGUUGCAUUGGCAAGUCCUUUCUACAUAUACGUUUGUGUAUCGAAACGGUUUCGUCAACAAUUCAAACAUGUCAUUCGUACACUACAUACCAAUCGAUGGAGACAUCCUAACCAAAUACUACCGGAAAUACCAAACAUUACAAUAAAUAUGGUCAAUUAA
Adineta ricciae is the source of this 981-nucleotide messenger RNA. Lineage: Eukaryota; Metazoa; Rotifera; Eurotatoria; Adinetida; Adinetidae. The record is from the annotation of a GenBank genome assembly.